AUGACCGUAUACAUACAUGUAUAUAUUGUAUGACAAAAAAAAAAAGGGAAACGCCGACCGUAAAUUAUCUUUUUAUUAACUGUAACCAAAUUAUAAUCUUGAUUCUUGUUGCCGUUGAGCGUACAACUAGUUUCGUUAUUUAGAGCGACGCCGAUUUCAUCAUGAUUGGCGGUUUGUUUAUGUACAACCACAAAGGCGAGGUGCUCAUAUCUCGAGUUUACCGAGACGAUAUUGGUCGCAAUGCAGUGGACGCGUUUCGUGUUAACGUCAUCCAUGCACGCCAGCAAGUACGGUCGCCGGUCACGAACAUUGCGCGCACGUCGUUUUUCCAUAUACGUCGAGCGAACAUUUGGUUGGCCGCAGUCACCAAGCAGAACGUCAAUGGCGCAAUGGUGUUUGAGUUUCUCAUUCGGUUCACUCAAGUAAUGCAGUCCUACUUCGGUAAGAUCAAUGAAGAGAAUAUAAAAAACAACUUUGUUCUCAUCUACGAACUGUUGGACGAAAUAUUGGAUUUCGGGUACCCACAAAAUUGUGACACGGGUGUAUUGAAAACAUUCAUCACCCAGACCGGCGUGAAGUCACAAAGUAAAGAAGAACAAAUGCAAAUUACGUCUCAGGUCACUGGUCAAAUUGGUUGGAGACGAGAAGGUAUCAAAUAUCGUCGCAAUGAACUAUUUUUGGAUGUUCUCGAGUAUGUUAAUCUGUUGAUGUCACCUCAGGGACAAGUAUUGUCAGCUCACGUGGCUGGACGUAUUUUAAUGAAAUCCUACUUAAGCGGAAUGCCCGAAUGUAAAUUCGGUAUCAAUGACAAAAUAGUAAUGGAAUCGAAAGGGACAAAAAUUAUUGACGAGACUGGUUCCAGGACAGCUGCAGGAAAGCCUGUGGUUGUAAUUGACGAUUGCCAAUUUCACCAGUGUGUUAAACUCUCCAAAUUUGAAACUGAGCAUUCCAUAAGUUUUAUUCCUCCAGACGGUGAAUUUGAGUUAAUGCGUUAUCGUACUACUAAAGAUAUAUCAUUGCCGUUUAGAGUUAUACCAUUAGUACGUGAAGUCGGUCGCACACGUAUGGAAGUUAAGGCUGUGUUGAAGUCUAAUUUCAAACCUUCGCUUUUGGGACAAAAGAUCGAGGUCAAAAUACCAACUCCAUUAAAUACUGCUGGAGUACAAUUGUUAUGUUUAAAAGGUAAAGCUAAGUACAAAGCUUCGGAUAAUGCUAUUGUGUGGAAAAUCAAACGAAUGGCAGGAAUGAAGGAAACGCAAUUAUCAGCUGAAAUUGAUCUCCUGGAAACUGACACCAAAAAGAAAUGGACUAGACCACCAAUCUCAAUGAACUUUGAAGUGCCAUUCGCUCCAUCAGGUUUUAAAGUGCGUUAUUUGAAGGUUUUUGAGCCAAAAUUGAAUUACUCUGAUCAUGAUGUAGUAAAAUGGGUUCGUUAUAUUGGGCGAAGUGGUUUAUAUGAAACUAGAUGUUAGAUUUUAAUAACUAAAAUUGAUUUUAAUUAUUACCUAAUUUUUUUUUUUUUUACUUAUUGGUUUACUACUAUUAUGUGUAAAACCCUACAUUUAUAAAGUAUAAUAAUAUUUAUUGAAUAAUGAAUUUAAUACAAUUCACUCAUGUAGGCUUUAUAUAAAAUAUAUCUAUUGUUAUAUAGGCUAGUCAUUUAUAAAUUAUUAACAACACAUAAUUAAAUUAUCUAAUUAGCAUUAUUUAUUCCCAAAUUUUUUUUUAUCAUUGUAUCUUUUUUUUAUAUCAAUUAUGAUCUGUAUUUAAUUAUAAUAUUAUUUAUACGCACCUGAGUAAAAGCGUAAUUAAGAAAUGAUAUAUUAAUAGUUUAUAACGCCUAAUAAUAAU
Messenger RNA from Adelges cooleyi (spruce gall adelgid), 1851 nucleotides. RefSeq names its product AP-2 complex subunit mu (gene AP-2mu). NCBI's taxonomy places the organism in Eukaryota, Metazoa, Arthropoda, Insecta, Hemiptera, Adelgidae. Gene Ontology annotation, molecular function: clathrin-cargo adaptor activity. Gene Ontology annotation, cellular component: cytoplasmic vesicle; AP-2 adaptor complex. The record is from RefSeq and is a predicted model, not a curated record. The transcript is spliced from 2 exons. Gene Ontology annotation, biological process: clathrin-dependent endocytosis; intracellular protein transport. Bases 162 to 1472 code for a protein of 436 amino acids.